CACUAUUCCUGACACUCAGACCAGUGAAUUCCAUAGCUAUAGUCAGCUAUAGAGCUGCAUGUGCGAAAGAUUGUGUUUGCAAGCAGGUUACAUACUUGAGUCAGCUUCACCAACCUCUCACACUAUCAAUCCCAAAUGGUAAAAUCAUCGAUUUUAUUUACAACUUCAUUCAAUUUAGAGUCUUAGACCACAUCCGCUUUGAAUUGCAUAAUUCAAAAAUGAAGACAAGAGUCGUGUUGUUAGGGGCCUUGUAGCCUGAGCCAGUAAAGAGUAUUAACAAUGGGGUGAUGUGAGAACAAUCUCGGCCAACCGUAAAUUAAAAACUCCACCUGGCUUGCAGUUGCAUGGGGGAAGUGUUUGUCAGGAUAAAAGAACGUUACAAUAGACCACGUGAUUUUUUUGUUAAACUAUCUUUUGUAUUGUUUUCAGGUUAGAACUGUAUAUAAGUAUGUGUGAUCAUCAUGUCUGAAUGGGAUAGUUCCAUCAGCACCUGGGAUCUUAUUGAAAAAGCCUGCAAGGAAGCUGGUAAAAGAAAGAGGGACCACCCAGAAAAAAGGCAAAGCUUGCUGGAACGGUUGUUAGAUUGUUUUGUUGAUUCAGUUGAAGGGGCCCCAAGUGACAAGCGUUUUCGUCAUGGUGUUCACCUUCUUGACAAAGUUGUUUUACAAGAUAAUCUUUCAACAUUGAUCGUAAACUUUUAUCCAGUUAACGAAGGGUAUUCACUUAUAUUGAAAAGCCCUAGUGGAACAGAAUCCGAAACUAUUCGACUUCCAUACGAAGAAACAGAAUUUCUUGAUUAUCUUGAUGCUCAGCAGCUUCCUCCGAUGCUGGUUGAUUUGCUGGAAAAAUCCAAGGCGAAUGUUUUCUACAAUGGAUGUGUGAUUGUUGAAGUUCGUGAUUAUCGUUGUUCUGUUAAUCCUAGCAGUUACGAUACUUCAUACGUACUAUUACGUCCAACAUGCCAGACUCUUAUUGCUGAUGUUAAUGCCCUAACGUGUGAUGGAGAAUGGCUUGAUGAGGAUAAGAUUAAUUUGGAAGCAGAACUAUUAUUAAAAACACAAAGUCCAUUAUGUCUAGAUCCUUCACCGGAGAUCUUCAAUAUUGUCAACCAAAUGCAUUUUCACAAACACAAAUAUAGAAGUCAGUUAUUACAAAGAAGUCACAAACGUCGUUUUCGCGCAUAUAUUUCUCAAAACCGGCCAUCUAUAUCGGCUCCUUCAUGUCUAAAAUUGGUUGAUUUCUUGGCUCAUCACAAACAUGCCCAACCUCCUGUUAAUUUACGACUGUCAAAGUCAUCGUACAGUGGAGUUGACACAUGGAAACAACGUACAUUAUCGUUAGCACCACCAAUUGAACCAGUACAGGUGAUGAAAUUUUCUAAGAAAAUAGAAGCGAGUAAACUGGAUCCGAAUAGCGCUCCCGAAACAGUGCAAGAGAUAGUUUUAGAAGCUGAGAAAACAGAGAAUCGUAAUUGCCAUUGUCGUGUGAUGAUUCAGCGUCGUCCUGCGGAUCUACAGUAUUUAGGUGAAUUAUAUUUACAUGAAGAUGCAAGCAGUAAGGAAAUCACUCAAGAUAAAGGGAAAUGCUGCAAGUUCUUCCUUGGCAGUAAACUGAGUGCACAGAGAUAUCUUCAGCAGUUUCAAGAUCUGUACACAGAGGAAGGCAGGAAGCAUGUGAAAAUUGCCAAUUUCAUCCCGAGCCAACAACAAGCUCGAAUGCAAGCACAAAACAAAAACAAAGUAAAAUCUGAACCAAAUAGAACACCGAGUCCAUGUCAAGGCCAAAAAACCGAAAAUAAAACAGUAAAUGGAAACGCAAUCCCAAAUCAUCAGGGUCAUCCUAAUCCCGGAAACAAAAUAACAGUGAAUUCGGUUGUGAAGAAUAAUGGUAAUAAUGUCACUAGUCAAUCGAUUUCUGGCAAGAUUCCAAUAUAUAAUACAUCAAGUCUUGCAGGAAAUAGUAUGGUUAUGACUGGGACGAACGCUAAUCUCGCUGGAAUGACAGUGCAAGGUAAGCAAUAUGUCACGGCAAUUCCUGUCGCGUCCUCAUCAGUACAAAAUCAACAUGAUGCAAUACAGCCAGGCGCCUCAUAUCAACAGAAUGUUGUUGGAGCAUAUGUUCAGCCCAAGGUUGUAGCGUUAGGAAACACAGCAAUACCUGUAGUGACCACGCCUAUCGCCCCAAUCACCAGUAAACCAAGCUCUGGUGCCAGACCUUCCCUUCUCCAACCGAAGUUUAUAACGACAACAAAUAUAAAAAACGUUGCUCAACCGAUACAGCCUGCUGGUCCAGGAUCUAUUACCUUGAUACAGUCUGCAGGAGGUGACCAAACGCGACGUUUGUUACCAAGCUCCAUCGCGUCUCGAAUACUCAAAAAACAGGCCCACAACAACGUGACAAUACAAGGACAACAAGUUCAGAUUGCUCAAAGAUCAAAUAACGCUACAAUUGCGCAGUUGAGUGGUGCAGGUAUUUUACCUCUGACACAACUUGGUAUCAAUGUUGCCAGUCCUCAACUAUCUGGUAAGAAAGUUUCUCAACAAGCAGUAACGUUGUCAUCGUCGCUAACACAGCCAAUACUUCAACAACAAUCUCAGGCCAGGCAACUCACAGCUGCUCCAGUAAACACGUCAACGGUAGUAACUAUGGUAACUAUUGGCAAUGCAGCAACACCCAUUGCAACCAUGACUCCAGCUGGUAAUAGAUCUACGUCAAAUCUUGCUCCUAUCGUCCCUCUUCAGGUUCGCAUGGUACAGUUUCCACAAAGAGCCCAGACGUUGCAACCACGGCAGAUCGCUCUACAACCUCAAGUGAAUCCUACAAACACAGGCAGAGCGCCUGGAAGACCAAACUUAAGACGACGAUCAUCACAUCAAAAUAACACUUCACAAAAGUAAAUAUUUAUUUCAAGGCAUGGAUGUGCAUGGUGAAAAACACAUUUCUAUGAAAAUUGAAAUAUGUAUAUCUCAAUGGAAAAAUAACCUAGAAACUUCUUGUGGUAAAUCGGUAUGAUAAUAGGAGAAGAAAAUACGACAACAUGUGUACUGAUUUCAAAGGCUUCUAAACUCGUAGUAUUUUCAAUACCAUAAAAAAAACAAUAGAAGACAGCUUGAGAUGCACCCGUGAUGUACAACCGUUUACAACAAGUGUGACGGCGAGAGUGUAUAUACAGCCACGUCUUAGACCAAUUAUUGUGAUCCAAGUGUUUUCUUAAUGCUGACAUUUUGUUAAACUUAUGACAUCUUUAGACAAAGUUGAUAAAGUUACAUGUACAACAUGUCGGUCGAAACAAAUGUAACUGUCCAUUUGUUGGACUCAAUAAUCCUUAAACGUUUCUUGCAAUUGAGUACUUGAUUGUAAUUAUAUAAAACUGGUCCUUUUAUUUGUACAAAAAAUUCUU
Messenger RNA from Dendronephthya gigantea, 3400 nucleotides. RefSeq names its product transcription factor SPT20 homolog. Gene Ontology annotation, cellular component: SAGA complex. NCBI's taxonomy places the organism in Eukaryota, Metazoa, Cnidaria, Anthozoa, Malacalcyonacea, Nephtheidae. Bases 462 to 2897 code for a protein of 811 amino acids. Gene Ontology annotation, molecular function: transcription coregulator activity. Gene Ontology annotation, biological process: regulation of transcription by RNA polymerase II. The transcript is spliced from 20 exons. The record is from RefSeq and is a predicted model, not a curated record.